AUGAGGUGGACCGCUCGCCGAAGUGCAAGAGCUGCUACAAGGAAGACGGCGUUAAACCAGCUCCCAAGAGCUCUACGACACCGGUACCCUGUCAAAAGUGCAAGAAAGAUAUACCGGCUGGGGCUACGUUCUUCGAAGUGGACCAUGCACCAAAAUGCAAGGACUGCUGCACAAACGAUGGCACCAGGACAGCUCCAAAGACUUCGUCAAGACCGGUACCUUGUCAAAAGUGCAAGACAGAAAUACCUGCAGGGACGCCGUUCUAUGAAGUGGAUCACGCACCAAAGUGCAAGCGCUGCUGCG
Molecule: messenger RNA, 303 nt
Organism: Ostertagia ostertagi
Lineage: Eukaryota; Metazoa; Nematoda; Chromadorea; Rhabditida; Trichostrongylidae
Source: the annotation of a GenBank genome assembly